Messenger RNA from Volvox carteri f. nagariensis, 957 nucleotides. RefSeq lists its product as uncharacterized. The record is from RefSeq and is a predicted model, not a curated record. Lineage: Eukaryota; Viridiplantae; Chlorophyta; Chlorophyceae; Chlamydomonadales; Volvocaceae. The transcript has 5 exons. Bases 175 to 957 code for a protein of 260 amino acids.
CAAGUUGUGUCGAAUUCGGGUGUUUCACAGGGCCCCCUCAGACACAAAUCGGCAAUUCGCCUCUUACACGAGGAAGGAGAGACGAAUAUUAUCACUUCCCAUCUUUGAAAGUGGCGUAAGCGGUUUCAAGCCGCGGGCGGGUAGCAGGCUAGGCACUCAUCCUUAGUGUUAGGCAUGGCACCCAAGAAGAAGGCUGGUGGCAAGAAAAAGAAGAAGGAUGAUGGAGCUGAGCCCCCCCACGACGCUUGCUGGGAGCGGGCGGUCGAGAGUGGAGUUUGGGAAAAACCUGUAACCGAUUUACCGGACGCAAACACUUGGCCUACGUGGGGCGCCUUGCGCGAGCGCGUGCUGACAGCUUGCCGAGAGAUUAAGAUCCACAAUACCGCUUCGCUCCGUGAUGCAUUCGCCAAUGAGAUCGUGAAGCUCUCCCCCCCUGAGCUCACCCUGGUGGAUCUGCGGGGCUCGUCCAAUUUGAGGAACUUCACGUUGUCGCCCAUGGCCACCUGCCCCAAGCUGGCGGACCUAGACCUCUCGGAGUGCUCCUCGCUAGAAUACGUGCUGCUGCAGAGCCAGACCCUGCGGUCAGUCAACCUGCGCAAGUGUGGUGCGCUUACCAAGGCGCUCAUACAUUGCCCACGGCUAAACAAGCUGAGCAUAACGGAUUGCGCUCAGCUUGAAACAAUUAUGCUGUGGACGGACGAGCUGACGGAGCUUGACCUGACCGGCUGCAACAACCUGUCCGUGGUCAAGCUCCAGUGCCCCAACCUGCUCGACUCCAAGAUCCCGCCGCUGAACCUUCCGCCGGCGCAUGUCAAGCCCACCCACCCACCCAUCUCAUCGCUGCUGAAGGAGAACCUUACGGCCGCGGCGCACAAGGCUGCCUCCGAAAAGGAACAGCAGGACGCCAUCAAGGACACCACGGAUUCAAUCAUCCCCCACGUCUUCCGGCCAUUCUAG